AGGGCGGGGAUUUGUACUUUAUACAGCUGUGUGGAUUAUUUUACGGUUAACGCUUGCACGUGGGAUUGGUCCCAGUUACACGGAAAUGACGCUCCGCGCUGGUGCGUCCAAUGUGACUUUCCGAGCUUGGCGGCGCUACUUCACCCUAUCAUCUGUUGACUCAGUUGUCGAACUAAUGCGAGAAGUAUUUUCUAGUUGUGGGGUAGUGCUUUCUGAUGAACAAAUGAGCAUGAAAUGUUUGAAAAACAAUACUAUCAACACUCUUAAAACAGCUGAUGGCGUUGAUUCCUCUUCCUCUGCUAAAGAGCCCAACUUGGCGUUUGUGUCUAUAGUAUUAGGUUACAUUGAAAAUCACCUCACUUGUAGUUUACCAGAAGAAUUUGACUCAUUAAAAUUAAAAAACGGCCUUCAUCACAAAGUCCUUCAACGGAGAAAAGAAUUGUCAUCUCAAAAUUAUUCUCGUUCACGUUCAUCUUCUUUUACAAAAUCACAAUCACCCCUUUCUGUUCAUCUCGAAACGUCAGAGGAACACUUGGAUAGUCCUAGUGAUAAUCGAGAGUUGGAUAGUAAAUCAAGUUCUUUAUCCGGAUCAUUAUCAUCAAGUUCAUUCGCACAAGAAAUUACUCAGAAUACUAGUCACACAAACGAAUCUCCUGUCUGUCGUCGUCGUCGUACUAGACAACUUGGUUCAUCUCGUCGCAUUCGUCAACGAAAUGAAUCAGGUGUAUCUGAUUCUACAGAAAGCACAAUAGAAUCGCUGCAUACUAAUACUCCUAAAGAUGAACCAUUACAAAUAAUAACAGACAUGCCUGUUCGAAAGCGACGUCGAUUCUCAGAUAGUACUUUACCAAAUUCAUCAUUUCCCUGUUUAACAUUCGAUGAACUCGAACGUUUGUAUCUGAAUUUCUACAAUCUUAUUACAACUUCUCCUAAAUUGAAACCUUUUGUUGAAACAUCGUGUCUCAAUAAUGGCACUGAGUUGAAAACACCGAAAUCUCAGUCAACUUCAACAACAAUAAAGAAGUAUGCAUCUCGUCCCCUAAUUUGUGCCAUAUGCGAAGUCCUGUGGAGUCAAAUGGCGGUGAGUCGUGUCAAAGAGCGAUUAACUCAUACACAAAGUGUAUAUUCUUUUCUAACAACGGGGAUCCUGGACAGUUUUGGUUUAGCGUAUACAGUUGUAGCCGCUUGUCAACUUCUUGGUUAUUCCGACGUUGACUUAGCAUUAUCCGAAGAUCAUGGCUGGGUUGAAUUCGGUCCACCAGAGUCCCGUCAAACAGCUGAUGUAGCUAGUUGGGUGCAAGAAUCUCAUACAUCCACAAAUUCACACAGUACAGAGGCCUUUUCAAGUCUACAUAAUGAUGUAUUACAACAGACGGAACACCUUAGAACCAGAAAAACACCUGUAGAAGACGAAUGUAAUCCGCCUCCUAUACGUAUCCCACCACUUGAACACUCUUGGCUUUAUGUAAACGGAUAUCCAGUGGUUUGUCGUCCACGUAUAAUGGCAGUAGCUGCUGCGAUUGCAGCAAUUCAACCAGGAGCCUCAAUUUCAGCUGUUACUCAUGCGCCGACCUCAGAACCUUUUGCUUAUGGAAUGCUUUCACCAAAUCCUUCAGUUUCCUCUGGUGGUGAUCUUAUUACACCUACUGGUCUAGUUAGGCAUUUAUCAUCUGCAUCGGUGAUUUCUAUGCAGCUGGUUACGUUAAAGCAUAGACUUUUAUGGUUAUGCUUCGAUGCUGGCUGUCUGUCACGUUAUCCUUUGGGAUUAACUAAUUUGGGUGAUUUAGAAGAUGCAUUUCCUACUAUGGGACGUCUCGCUACAUUUUUAAAUUCAUCCACGCUAAAUACACCAACAGAUUUGAAAUGCACCGAAAAUUCUAUAGAUCAGAAAAGGAAUUCUGAGAAUUCUCUUAAUCAUUCAAAAGUUUCAUCAGUUGUUAUGAAUUCACACUUUAAUUUAUCGUCGGAUAUAUCAUCAAAUUAUCAACUGCCGGAAACUGUUUCACUAGCUUUAGCGCUAUAUAACGGUGCUGUUGCAGUCAAUCAAUAUUAUUACGCCAACCAUCAUGUUUAUCCGUAUACAUGUUUAGCUGGAUGUCUGUAUAGGCACGGAGAUCACCGAGGUGCAUUACGUUAUUGGGCAGAGGCGACUAAAGUGAUUGGACACUACAAUCAUACAUCUGAAGAUUGGGAAAUUUAUCGCGAACUUUUGGAGGUUGCUACGCAUUCAAUGCCACAGAUGUUCCGAUUAGCCAGUGAAAAUUCACGUUAUUGUUCUGAAGGUCUAAUAGACACAGAUCCUGAUGGAUGUUUGUAUCAACCAGAUAAUAUUUUAGAUGAUCCACGCUGUCUUUCUUACCUAUUAUCAUUCUAUGAUCAUUUAUGUCUAUGGGAAGAAGGUUCACCUGUUCCAGUUUUACAUGUAGGUUGGGUUGAUAAAUUGAUGGUAAAUUUGACACGAUUUACUCAACGUGCUAGACGUCAUCUAUGCCUGUCUGUAGCAUCUGAUAAAGAGGAUAACCGAAGUGAUACUGUACACUCACCAUCGUUAACACAUUCAACUGGUCGAUCAAGUCGUUGGGCAACAGAAUCAACAGAUACAACAAGUGAAACAGGAGUUACUAGUAGUGUAAAGCGUACAACUCGUCGAAAUCGAUCCAAUCAAAUAGAAUCUACGCCUAAUUCAUCAUCUACUGUUGUCAGUGUUAAAGAUGAGCAAUUAAAAUCUAAUGAUGAUAAUGUAAAUAACAACAUUGAAUCAGUCAAUGGAAAUGUGAAGCACAAAUCAUCAGAUACUAUAACCCAAACUGUCAAAGGAUCUAAUUCUCGUUCAAUGCGAUCCAGUAAAGUCUGCAAUAAUAUCACAAUUGAAAUUCCCGAAGAAAGGUGUAACUCAAAUACUACAACACGUUCUAACGGUGAAUUGUAUUCACCUCAUGCAAAAUCUGCUCUUUCAUCAACUAAUACAAACUCUACGUUUGACGAUAUACAUUUUGAAGCAGAUCAGGCUUCAGCAGAUACUGAAGAACAAGAUGGAUCACCUUCACCAUUAGUAGAUUUUCCUAAUAAUGGUGAUCUAUUAGCAAGUCUAGUUGAAGCAUGUGAUCAUCGUCUGUUGAAUCCAGCCUUUCUAUGGGGUGUAGAUCCGCAUUCUCCGUUCCUACCAGCUAAUAUUGCUCCGGAAGAAGCCUUAAAUCGUUUGAUGACUGUUAUUGAAGGAAAUAAACCUGCCUCUGUAUUGCAGAAUUCAAGCACUAAAGCGGUUACUGCAGCAACGCCAACGAGGACUAUGGUUCAUAAUAUCUUUCCAACACCGCCGAAUUCAGGUAGUUUCACAGAAAUAAUGGGGACAGCAGUCAGUGAAGAAGCAAACACUAUUGAUGCUAUCACGGUUGUUCCAUUGUCACCGGCAAAAUUAUCCCAGACUACACAAAUAUCUUCGAACAGUGAAAAGUCAACUGAUCUUCAUUUUCCGCUUUCUAUUACAAAAAAUGAAUCAGACAGUUGUAUAUUGAAAACAACAGAAGAAGAGACAUUAUUCCCCGACAGUUUCGAUACUGUUGAUGGUAUUACUGCUGCUGCUGUUGCUGUUACAGCAGACGAUUUCGAUCUACUGGCUGACAUACCUAAUGAAUUAAUGGAUUCUGUUGCAAGUUUAGUUGUUGAAAAUCAAACUGUCUCACCGGCUUCUAAUAAUCCUGUAGACUUUUUCGAUUUAAUUUUAGAAUCUGAAAAUAAGCUACAUAAAACUAUCUGUAAUCAUCGUCAAGGCGAAAACGAAGAUAUAUUCAAUGAUAAUAAUAAUAUCAAUAAUAUUGAUAGUAAUAACAACAUCAGUAAUAGUAAUGAUAUCAAUAAUAAUAAUAAUAAUAGCAGUAGUCAAUCCCCCUCUCGUCCGUCUAGAAAUCAUAUCAAUAAAACAAUGGAAGAGUUAAGCGUUCCUUUAUCUUUGUAUUCAGUUAAAAUGGCAUCAAUCAUUGAAUUGUUACAAGCGCCACGAUUGAAUUCCUCCGCGAUUAAGCUAGCAUUAACAGCUCAGAGUCAAGUAUGCGUCCGUCGAUCUACUAUUAAUUCUGCAUACUUUUAAUUAUUACCCUCAUAUAUUAUAUAUAUAUGCAUAUUGUUCCGCAUAUACUCAUUUGUAUACACAAACAUACACUUAAUUGUAGUAGAUCAACAUUUUUGUUUAUCACUUUUCCAGAAUUAUUUUUGUUUUUGCUUACACAAUCGCACAAUCAGGUGCGGUAUUUCCUUUUCCAUCAUAGUUUAUCAUCCAAGUUUAUUGUUUAAGUUUUUUUUGUCAAUUUUGUUGUGUAUCAUGCAUCUGUUUUUUUUAGUUUUUGUACCACCCUGUUUUCCCCGUGUGUGUUUCUGUUUGUGUGUGUGUGUGUCAAUCUAUGGACGCGCGCAUCUUCGCGUCUCAGUUACGCAUUUUUACUAUCCACGUAGAUAACUAAAUCGGAAGAAGAAGACAGCGGAACUUGUGUUGUUUUUUCUCUUCCUGUAAAACAUCUCCGUGGUUUAACCCUCUGUCAUAUUUACGCAUUGCCUUUACCCUGUUAUUAUUUAAUAUUAUUAUUACUAUUUUUCCUUUUCCAACUAGAGACAUACUAACAGACAGAUACGCAGAGUUCAGUUGGUUUCAUAGAUAAUUAAAAAGUAUUUAUGUGUUAAUAAAACUGCCAAAUUAUUAUUAUUCCCGUUAUUUUUUAUUUCCCUGUUUAAUCUGUUUUUACUCAAUUUUGAUAAAUUCCGACCAGAGAUUUAUUUAUUUACUUAUUAUUAUUGUUAUUAUUAUUAUUUUUGUCUCCUUGUUUUCUGUACACAUACAUUAUAUAUAUUUACAUUGCCUUUUGAUACUUGUCUGUUUAUUUUCCGUUGUUUUUUGUAAAUUCCUCCACCACCACCCUUCGAAUCAUUGUAACCAUUGUAUUAAUUGAUCAAGGUGUUAAUUAUUAUUUAUUUGAAUCAUUCAAUCAAAUAUCAACAUGUCCAUACUCUUGUUCAUGAUCUCUAUCUCUCUCCGUCACUUUCGUAAAUCUCGUAUUUUUCUUCCUGAAAUCGAUCCUAAAUGUGUUGACUAUUUUAUUAUUAUUAAUAUUAACAACAAACAAUAAUAUUAAUACUAAUAAGUGUACAUUUGUUUAUUCACAUUACAUGUUCUACAUAUUUUAUUAUGGUUCCCCUUAUUUCUGUUGUAUUUUAUUCUUCACCUCCCCCACCACCACCCUGGCGUUUAUGUCUAUACUGUACAUGUUUAUUUAUUUGCAUUCAAAACAUGCAUAUAUAUAUAUAUAAAGAGAUCGCUGUAUUUUGUAUUAUGUUAUAUUUUGUGUUUGUUGUAUACCUGUUUUAUUUAGUGUGUGUGUGUGUGCGUAUGCAAAGUUUAUUUGUUAGUUUAUCAAUCAUUAAUAUACAUGCACCCAGCGAAACACCCACCAUCCCACUACUCCGGUCAAAAGUAUAUUUUUUUAUGCAUGUGUUUUAUUUGUGCUGUUCUAUUUUUGUUGCGUUGCGUUUUUGUUUCAAAUAAGAGAAAAACCUUAUCGUCUUCUAUAGAUUACAUUUGAUUAUUUGUUUACACUAUUUAUGUAUUUAUUUAUUUAUUCACAACAUUGUAUGAUGUGUGUUUUACCCCUAGAUCAAUGAAGAAACAAACCCCGGUGAAUUCUAUUACUAAUACUAAUAUUACUAAAACAACUACAAUUAUUAUUAUUCUCAUUUCUUGUUGUGUGUAUGCAAGUCGUCCUCUGUCUCUUCAUUUGUUUGUUUUCGUGUCGUUGUUUCUUCUUCUUUUUAUUAUUAUUAUUAUUAUUAUUAAAUGAGAAAGUGUUUUCUUCGAUUUAAUAUUCCUAUUGAAUGAACAAGACAAGGAAUGACCAUCCUGUGGCUAAUAAUAUCAAUUGGAUUGUAUAAUUUCUAUAUGCUUGACCAGUUAGUUAGUUAGUUGUAUGGCAUGUAAUUGAAACUACUCAUGUAUGCCUAUUUGUGUAUGUGUGUGUAUCUGUAUACGAGCGUAAUUGGCGAAUCAAAUUACAUAGUUGACUACUUCAUGUUUCUAGUGCAAUCAAAAUUAAAUUCUCUUCAUUGAACCUUUGACUGUUUAUAAAAAUAUCUGUUGUCUGUGUACACGUGUUUCUGUUUGCGUUUCCUUCAAUAUGUACAUAGACAAAUAAAAAUUCAAACCCAUCAUCAAAUGCUUUUUUACAGGUUUGAUCACGAGUUGGCAUCAGUUAGAAAAAAACCUGGGAUUACUGGCCCGUUAACUGUUUCAUCUUCGUUUAGGACUCUUCAUCAGUGUUCAUCCAUUACAGGGGGUCGAAUCUAGGGGUCUGUGGGUUACAAGGCUAGCGAGCUCGUAGACCAUUCAGCCAUUGGGACCCGAUCCAAUGGUCGACCGAUGAAUUCCAGCUUGAACUGAUUUGCGAUGUAUACAAAAUACAGGCGAGUAACUUGACUUGGUGGUUAUGACUUUUUUUGUUGUUGAUUUUUGGAAAUCAGUCUAUACUUCUAAAUUGUUAUAUGAACUGUUGCUAAGCGUAAUAUGAAGCCUUGAUUCUAUCCUAACUAGCGUUCUACCCCAAGUCUCCUCAACC
This is a messenger RNA of Trichobilharzia regenti, 6596 nucleotides long. The record is from the annotation of a GenBank genome assembly. NCBI's taxonomy places the organism in Eukaryota, Metazoa, Platyhelminthes, Trematoda, Strigeidida, Schistosomatidae.